UAGUAACACGUUGAGUUCAUUAAGAUCAAACUUGUGAUUAAUAAAUCUAAUAAUAAAUAUGCACAUAUUAUUUUUUAAAUAUUUGUUUCGUAAUUUGUUUUGGUUGAGGGUUUGUGAGCUGCAUGUGGAAAAAAUGACGUGACCAAUUUAAUAAUUUAAGCAUUGUAGUGAAGAUGAAUAAAAUUCCGUGAUCUCGUCUAUUCGUAAAUAUAAUAUGGAUUUCAUUUAAUUUAGAUGUAGAACUGUCCAUGAAACAAAUUCUUGUUCACUAACUGGAAUUGGGGAGUGGAAUUACUAAAAAUUGUGUGAUCACGUUUAUUCCGUUCAUGGGAAAACUUGUCCAGGAAAGUGUGUAGAUAACGCGACAAUGUGUACGACCAAGAGGGGUAAAAUAGUCGGUUAUUGUGCCAACGAAUUACCGUGUUGUGAUUUCACUGCAAAGAAUACGGGAAGUUGUGGAACCGUCCGGGUUGGAUCGUCUUCUUCACCUUCUGCCGUUUUCCAGUCGCCGGAUUAUCCAGACUUUAGUUCCGGGGAUUUGAAUUGUAAUUUUCAAUUUGACAUAUCAAACGUCUCAAAUAAAGGAUAUGACGGCAUACAGUUGAACUUUGAAGAUGCUUAUAUGGAAGGACCCGGUUUCGCCAGGCAUUCCCCGUGCGAGACGGAUAUGAUUUUCAUUAGAGGAUUCAAAUAUUGGCAACCCCCAGCUUGGUGUGGAAACUUGACGGGUUAUGUUGCCGUCAUCGAUAAGACGAAAAAUACAGCAUUUCUUAAAGUCGUCAACAUUUUGGCUCUGAUGUCAGGAUUUCGAUACAAAUGGAGGAUUAGUGUUAGUCUUAUUAAACGUUCAGCAACGUCUAAAAAUUCUGAAACAGAAAUGGAAAAUAUGGAAAAUGAGUUAUAUCCAAGUCCCAACAUCAAUUAUGCCGAUAUACAACCACAACCGGAAGUUAGACAAAGUGAAAGCAGAAGUAAUCACCGUUCAAGGUUUCAUACGAAAAGACACGCACCCAUAUUUUCUGACAACUCUGAGGAUGAAGAGAUGGACCCUAUUGCUGAACCUUUCAUAGUCAACGGCGAGGACACAAAUAUUACCGAUGUCCCUUGGCAAGCCAGUAUUCGCACUUUCUAUCCAGAUUCCUUCCUCAAAAUGGCAUCAAAAACUAUCAAUAACACAGACAAGUUUAAUCAGGAGAAAGAAGGGUGCUCUAUGGAGGGACGCCAUUUCUGCGGGGCUUCAAUCAUUUCGAAUAAGCAUGUCCUUUGUGCGGCACAUUGCUUUCACGGAAUGACAAAACUGUACGGAUUUAAACGACUCGACCACGUCAAAGUCUUCCUUGGGGAGACCGACUUGUGCGAGGACGAUUUGGUCAAGUAUGGAAGAAAGUCGCAAAACUAUUCUAUCGACAAGAUCAUUUUCCACUACGGGUACGACGACAUUAUUCUCAUGCAUGACGUUGUCAUUUUAAAACUCAAAGAAAAAAUCAAGUUUAAUGAUUACAUAAAACCAAUCGCACUCUCAAAACGGAACAAGGUGUAUUACGGUCAACAAGCCAAAUCCAGUGGAUGGGGUCUCACGAAUUUGACAGCGAAAGGAGCAUCUCUGCCAACGAUUCUGCAAUCCACGGGUAAAAUGUUUGUCGAAAAUAAAACUUACUGUGACGCUUUCCUAGAAAAAGGAUGGGCAGCGUCAAAAAGUUUGAUGGCGUCGUAUCCCAAAUAUUACAACGCUUAUGAGUCCGUAUUUUGUACAAGUUCGAAAAAUGAUUCAAUCUCAAAAUUAGUUGGAAGUGGUGACAGUGGAGGAAGUAUAAUUGUGUUUGACAAGACUCAUGAUCCACCUCUGCCAGUUCAGAUUGGAAUCGUGAGCUAUGGAUUGGACGGGCUGGAAAGCAAACGAGAACAUGAUAACGUGUUUGUCGACUUUUUCCAAUCGGUGUCAUUUUAUCGAGAUUGGAUUGAUUUGGCAAUGUCGGUUUAAGCAAAUGCUUGCAUAACAAUUUAUUCAGAGUUUGAGUGGAAGAGAGGAAAAUUUUAUUUUAAAUAGUAGCAAAUUGUUUUUGACAGUAAAUUGUGGUACUUAUUACAUGUGAGUUAAAUUUAAUGUGUGACAAUAUAUACAAACAAUGGGCACUUUAUAGUUCCAUAUAAUUAAUAAGGCAUAAUUGUUCCCAAUUGUUAAUGAUUGUCUUGCACGCUGGAAUGUUUCGUAUUUUGCAAUAAAGAGAAUUCUAUUACA
Messenger RNA from Folsomia candida, 2239 nucleotides. RefSeq names its product vitamin K-dependent protein C. The record is from RefSeq and is a predicted model, not a curated record. The transcript is spliced from 10 exons. The coding region runs from base 368 to 1981 and encodes 537 amino acids. Gene Ontology annotation, molecular function: serine-type endopeptidase activity. NCBI's taxonomy places the organism in Eukaryota, Metazoa, Arthropoda, Collembola, Entomobryomorpha, Isotomidae. Gene Ontology annotation, biological process: proteolysis.